Messenger RNA from Halteromyces radiatus, 1349 nucleotides. RefSeq lists its product as uncharacterized. The record is from RefSeq and is a predicted model, not a curated record. Gene Ontology annotation, cellular component: eukaryotic translation initiation factor 3 complex; cytoplasm. Gene Ontology annotation, biological process: cytoplasmic translational initiation. Gene Ontology annotation, molecular function: translation initiation factor activity. The transcript is spliced from 5 exons. Lineage: Eukaryota; Fungi; Mucoromycota; Mucoromycetes; Mucorales; Cunninghamellaceae. The coding region runs from base 24 to 1235 and encodes 403 amino acids.
UUUUUUUUUUUCUUUUCAUUAAUAUGUCGACCACCUUUUCUAUCCAAAGCUCAUCCGAAGCACAGAUUGAUGACUUGGCCUUUUACAUUUCCCGACUACGUGGUGAAAGUGAAGACGAUGCUCCUUAUGUGAAAGAAAUUCAAGCUCUUGUUGAAACCGAUAAAAACAGCAUUUAUUCUCGCCUUGCUGAAGACGUUUCUAUUCUAUUGACCAAGAACGACCGAGAGGUGGAACAUGCUUUCAAUCUUUCUAUUGUGAUUAUUUUGGGUGCACCUGAAUCAGUAUUGCCUGUAGCUGUCAAAACUUUGGUUGGUUCUUUGACUAAAACUGAAAGUUCCAAGACCAGUUUGAAGCAAAAAAUUUUGCUUAAUUUAUAUAAUGCUUUACCCAACAAUUCUCCUCUUCGAUAUGAUGCUUUCUUAGGUUUGGUCGAUGUUACUGCACAAGCUGAUGAAUUGGAUUCACUUACAAGUCAAUUAGCUAAUGUCGAUACUUGGGCUAAACAAUGGGGAAUUGAUCUUGCUGCUGAACGACAAUUGUAUCAAUAUCUUUCAGAAAAAUUGGAUCAAGCUGGUGAAAAGAAAACAUCACUUGAAUUCUUGUUGAAGAAAUUGGCAACCUAUGAAACCAAAGAUGAUGAAUCUAUUACUUGUGCAAAGAAGGCUAUUUUAUCUGCUAUUGAUAUGGAAAAUUAUUUUGCCUUUGAAAGUUUGAUUCAAUAUACUGCGGUACAACAUAUCAAGGAUAGUGAAGAAUUCAAAUUGUUGGAUUUGUUUUUGAAUGGUAACUUGCAAACAUACGAAACUUUUGUAUCUAAUCAUCCUGGCCUUGUACCUGAUCAAGAAGCUGGUUUACGCAAGAUGCGAUUAUUGUCCUUGGCUUCUCUGGGUUCUGAAAACUUGGCUCGUGAAUUGUCUUAUGCUGAAAUCUCCAAGGCAUUGAUGAUCAAGGAAGAUGAAGUGGAAAUGUGGGUGAUUGAUGUGAUUCGUGCUGGAUUGGUAGAAGCCAAGUUGGAUCAAUUGAACAAGACAGUCAUUGUACAUCGUAGCAUUUACCGUGUGUUUGGAAAGGAACAAUGGCAACAAUUAAGUGCUCGAUUGAAUACUUGGAAGGACAGCUUGAAUGAUAUCUUGGCCGUCAUUGGUAAUGCAAAAUUGAUUGCUGGUGGUGCUUUACAAGGUGGUGCUGCCGUUGUUGUGGAAGACAAGUCUGAUCUCGCUGUCAAGACAAACUAGUUAUUACCUUUUUGAUCAUCCUACUCCCUCACUUUUUUUUUCUUUUUCUUUUUCUUUAUGCUCGUCCUUCCCAUUCUUAUACAGUGUAUAUCUCUCCUUUUUUUUUUUCUUUUU